AUGCUCUUAAUUCAUUGUAGCUCGAUCCUCAAAUUCCAAGAACUUGAGCCUCCAGAAGCAGAAGAGUCGCACAGCGCCUCCACCACACCACCAACGAAUCAGAUCAUCAGACCAGCCUCGCCUUCACCACACCACCAACGUGAGCAAUCAGAUCAUCAGACCAGCGCGCGCGAUCAGGCACAGGCAGUCAACUCUAGUCCAGUGCAGUCCACCAACAGGCAGUCGACUCCAGUCCAGUGCAGUCCACUAGCAGCGACUCCACGAGGUCUAUCACUUUGAUGUAUUCUAUGCCCACGAUCCUUAGAAGCGGAAUGUAUCCAAACAUUCUCUUUAUCAAAGAAUAAUUGUUCGUUAGAGUCAGGCAGUCCCCUGGACAUGUGGCCCGACUGAAGCUGCUUGGGGCUGUACCGAGCUCCUUAUUCUCGAGCAGGCACAUGUUACCAUGUUGGAGCAUCUCCAACACCCUUGCCAACCACUGUCUUUUAGCCAUUUUAGCGAGUAAACACUCUGUUCGUGUGCUUCAAUGCCAUCGCCAUUCAGCUCGCCAAAAUAGCCGAAAUAUUUUUCCUCGCCAAAUCUGCUGAGGGCAAUCCACUCACCAUUCAGCUGCCUUCCUUCCAUUUCUACACAACGACACAACCGUCCUUCCAUUUCCUCCUUCAGCUGUGUUUGGUGAUGAAGCUAUGUGUUAUUGUUUUUGAUUAAGCUGAUGAGCUAUGGAGUUCUGUGUUGAGUUGUUGAUUGGUUGAGGUGGAGAAGUGGUGAUCUGGUUGAGUCUGUUUGACAUUAUCUGGUUGUAGCUGGUUUUUUGAUUUGGACAAUGGUCUGUGUCAGUGGUGUUCUGCUGUGAGUUUGGAGAGUAGUGCUAGGGGCUGAGUGCAUUUGUUGUGCAUUCUAUAUGUCUGGUCUGUUUUUGCAGUAGGGGAUUGGAGGUUUCUGGAUUGGAGGGUUGCUGUGGACUUUUUGCUGGUCUGGUGUGCUGUUCUGCUCUGCUUCAGUAUGUUGUCUGCUUUUCUGGCAAAUUGCUGUUGUGAGUUGUGCUGAGUAAGCAAGGGACUAGGCUGUGUGGGGUUCAUAGCAUGCUGGAAUGGGGUUUUCAGCAGCUGCGGGAAACUGAUCUUGACUGUCUGAAGCUAGUUCUUUUAGGCUGAGGUGGUUUGAAGCUUCAGUUUUGAUGACAAGAGGAGUUGGGCUGCAGUGGAAGAAGCUAAGCUAGGAGGACUCUCUUUCACAACUAGAAAAGGGAUUGUUUGCAGAGUGCCAGAAAACAAUUGCUUGUCUUAGCCGACAGUUGAAAUCUCUUGCAACCCUGGAAGACUACAAUAUUCCAACAGAGUAAGAGCAGGAGUUGAAGCGAAGAUCAAUGAUAGUGAGGAACAAAAAAAAAACCAAAAAGCAAUAAAGGAAACUGAUUUUGAGUCUUAUAUGAUUGUAAAGCAGGGGCUUAGUCAUUAUUGUUAGAAACUAAGCAUUGAAAGUGUAUCAGCUUUGUAUUUAGAUACAUGUUCCCUCUUUCAACUUGAUUUGUGCAAUGACCUUUGAUUUCUUAGUUCUGUGACUGCGAAUUUUGUAUUACACAACUUCAUAUUAUAAAAUCAUUACCAAGCUUUUGU
This is a messenger RNA of Ilex paraguariensis (yerba mate), 1613 nucleotides long. The record is from the annotation of a GenBank genome assembly. NCBI's taxonomy places the organism in Eukaryota, Viridiplantae, Streptophyta, Magnoliopsida, Aquifoliales, Aquifoliaceae.